AUGCGUAUUAAAGUAAGUAGUUUAGGUUUGGCCACCAAAAUUGUAGAUGUUGACCGCGAUUGCAUUCUAUCUGAUUUCUUGCGGAUAGUUAGCGAACAAUUGCAAAGUAACAGUGCUUUUGAAUCGCUUCGAUUUGGUUUCCCGCCACAGGUCGUUGAAGUGGAUGACGAAACCAGUAAAAGCCAGAGAAUAGAGGAUCUGGGCAUAAGCUCGGGCGAAAAAGUGGUUUUGGUUCGCAAAGCAGAAAAAUCGGGUACAGAUUCCAACUCCACCAAACUAGGGCAGCAGCACCACAGCGAGAAACAAACUCGCCGUAAACUGCAGGAAAACCAAAUCUCGUUGGCUGGUAUUUGGUCAGAUUGGAUUUUGCAGCUCCAUUCGGUUCCAGACGACAACUCAUGCAUGUUCCAUGCAAUCUCGCACUGCAUAUAUGGAGAUCUCUCUCAUUCAGAUUCGUUUCGAGAGGAAGUUGCAGCACAGGUAAUUGACGAUCCAAUGGAGUACUCAGACGCUAUUUUAGGCAGACCUAACCGGGACUACGCACAAUGGAUUCUGAAAAAAAGUUCGUGGGGUGGUGGCAUAGAGCUAGCGAUUUUAUCCAAAGCGGUGCGACUGGCGAUCUUCGUGCUGGACGUAGACGCUGGCAAAUUCGAAAAGUUCAACGAGCAGCAUUUCGAGGAUUUCAUCAUGGUAGCGUUUAAUGGGGUACACUACGACGCCAUGGAAAUAGUGCAUGAGAAAACGGGCCAAAAAACCCGAGUCUUGAGUCAGCGUUCCGAGAAGAUAAACCAGGUGCUUGCACGGGCACGAGAAGUAGCUGUGGAGUUGAAAAGCAAGGGGUUUUCCUUCAACACAGCGCGCGACCGCAUUAAGUGUAACAUAUGUUCAGAGAUUCUGAUAGGAGAGAGAGAAGUUGCGCGUCACGCGGAGAAGACGGGCCACGUUGAUUUUGGACAAAGCAAAUGA
Molecule: messenger RNA, 966 nt
Organism: Lachancea meyersii CBS 8951
Lineage: Eukaryota; Fungi; Ascomycota; Saccharomycetes; Saccharomycetales; Saccharomycetaceae
Source: the annotation of a GenBank genome assembly